Messenger RNA from Geodia barretti, 417 nucleotides. The record is from the annotation of a GenBank genome assembly. NCBI's taxonomy places the organism in Eukaryota, Metazoa, Porifera, Demospongiae, Tetractinellida, Geodiidae.
AUGAAAACCAAGAAAUUGCACCAUUUAGAGCUUGAGGUGAUGAAAGCGGUCUGGAAACAGGGAGAAGCGACGGUUAACGAUGUCUUGGAUAACAUUGACCGGAAACUUGCAUAUACCACCGUUGCCACCACCAUGAAAAGCCUCGAGAAGAAAGGUUUAUUGUCGCAUCAAGUUGAUGGCAGGACCUUCGUAUACCAACCAUUGGUAAACGAAGCGGAUAUUACCCACUCCAUGCUCAACGAUUUGCUGGAAAACCUUUUUGACAACUCAGCCGAAAAACUGGUGAACACACUACUUGAAGUUCGACAAACCAGUUCGGCAGAGCUCAACCGUUUACAAGAACUGAUUAAUGACUACCAACCGGAGACGGAAGAAUUAUCAGGAACUCAGUACGCCAAAGGAGGAACCGAUGACUAA